UUGAGGGUUUACAAUUUUCCAUAUACAAAUCCACAAUAAAUCCAAAGAAAAAUUUGUAGUCUAAAUUUGUCGGCUCCCCCAUUAUUGAUAAUUAGUAUCAUCACCCUUUCUUCCGUGUGUUUUUCUCUUUCUUUGAAAUUUUCUGGCUCUUAUAAAAAUCAAAGCUUUGGGAAGACACGUUUCUUUGCUUACUGGGUCUGCUGAAUUAUUGGCUUCUCAAUUUUGGGUUCUGAUUGGUUUUUGGUUUUGGGUGCUUUGUUUAUUGCAUAGGGGGAGAAAUUGGGUUCUCAAAGUUUGCUCUCUUGGGAUUUCUCCCCUAUUUAUAUUGAAGAUUCAAUUCGAUUUUCAAUCAAAUUGUCAUACUUUGGCUUCUGGGUUUUAAUUUCUACCCAAAAAGGCUUUGUAUUUGUAUGUUUCAUAGUUAAUUGGUAGCUGAUUUGGAACUGUGAUAUAUUGUUUCUUAGUUUCUGUGGAAAAGUUUCAACCUUUAUAUUCAUAGCUGGAAUUGUAUGAUAUCUGUUGUUGUUAGCAUUUGCAUCUGGAAGUCCUGAUCAUUUGAGUGUUGGGGGGAUCACAUUUUUAUUAGCUUUGGGACCAUUGUUGUGAAAAGUUUUGAGAUUUGAAAAGAUGACAAUUGGGACUAUUGCACCGAAGAAGGAGAGGAAGUCAAGAAAGAACAAAGCAAUUGUUGAUGAAAAUGCUCCUUUGCUGCCCAAAUGUGGGGAAGAUGGUGGGUUUGAUGAGUUUAAUGGAGCUUCAUUUACUGGGGCUGUUUUCAACUUAUCAACCACAAUUGUUGGUGCUGGAAUCAUGGCUUUGCCUGCAACCAUGAAAGUGUUGGGUCUUGGUCUUGGGAUUACUAUGAUCAUACUUAUGGCCUUCUUGACUGAGGCUUCAAUUGAGCUGAUACUGAGGUUCAGCCGAGCUGGAAAGUCCUCUUCCUAUGGAGGCCUGAUGGGGGAUGCCUUUGGAAAAUAUGGGAAAAUAUUGUUGCAGGUAGCUGUGCUGAUCAACAAUCUUGGCGUGCUCAUUGUGUACAUGAUUAUUAUCGGUGACGUGCUCUCCGGAACAUCUUCUAGUGAAGGCCACCAUGCGGGUGUGCUUGAAGGAUGGUUUGGAGUACAUUGGUGGACCGGGCGUGGCAUUGUUCUUCUUGUAACAACACUUGGAAUAUUUGCUCCAUUGGCAAGCUUUAAACGAAUUGAUUCAUUGAGCUUCACAUCUGCCUUAUCCGUUGGCCUAGCAGUUGUGUUUCUUGUUAUUACUGUUGGAAUCACAGUUAUCAAGUUGAUUGAUGGAAGUAUUGGGAUGCCCAGGUUGCUGCCCGAUGUUAGUGAUGUUUCAUCAUUCAUCAAAUGCUUCACUGUAGUGCCUGUUCUAGUUACUGCUUACAUCUGUCACUACAAUGUUCAUAGCAUUGACAAUGAACUUGAAGACUCCACACAGAUUAGAGGGGUUGUGCAAACGUCACUUGCUCUGUGCUCAUCCGUAUACAUAAUGACAAGCCUUUUUGGGUUCCUCCUAUUUGGGGAUGGAACUCUUGAUGAUGUGCUUGCCAACUUUGAUGCUGACCUUGGCAUUCCUUACGGUACCUUCCUUAAUGAUGCUGUUCGAGUCAGUUAUGCUGCCCACCUUAUGCUUGUAUUUCCUGUCGUCUUCUUCCCGUUGCGGCUCAACUUGGAUGGCCUCCUCUUUCCCUCUUCCAGGCCUUUGGUUCUCAGCAACAUGAGAUUUGCACUGGUCACAGUUGGGCUGAUUGGUAUUAUCUUCUUGGGUGCAAACUUUAUACCCAGCAUCUGGGACGCUUUCCAGUUCACUGGAGCAACUGCUGCAGUUUGCAUUGGUUUCAUCUUCCCUGCUGCAAUUACUCUCAAGGAUCGACACAACAUAGCAACUCAGAAGGAUAAGAUCUUGAGUAUUGUUAUGAUUGUCCUUGCUGUAUUCUCAAAUGUGGUGGCGAUAUAUAGCGAUGCCUAUGCCUUGUUCAAGAAUGCCAAGACUCCAUCACCUCGCGAAUGAUCUUCGAUGACAGGUUGUUCUCAUGUUUUAGUGAAACCAUCGUCUGGCGGGAUCAUAUGAACUUUACUAGACAGGAAAACCAGGGUUUUCUAAGAGGGUUGAAUAAAUAAAAAAGACACUUGGGCUAAUGUAAAAUGGUGUGUUUGCAACUUUGCCUUGUGUAAGGAGAGGGCAUUGUAAUUCUUUGCGCUCUCGCAUGUGUGUUGUAUUAAGUUGUUUCUGACAUUGAACUCUGUUAUUUUUGGUAACAGAAUGAAUGAAGUGAGCUUUGAAGUGAACAUAAUGUUCUGUUAUAGUUGGGGUGCCA
This is a messenger RNA of Argentina anserina (silverweed cinquefoil), 2326 nucleotides long. Its product is annotated as amino acid transporter AVT6A-like. Gene Ontology annotation, molecular function: L-amino acid transmembrane transporter activity. The transcript is spliced from 5 exons. The record is from RefSeq and is a predicted model, not a curated record. Gene Ontology annotation, biological process: amino acid transmembrane transport. Lineage: Eukaryota; Viridiplantae; Streptophyta; Magnoliopsida; Rosales; Rosaceae. Bases 628 to 2019 code for a protein of 463 amino acids.